This is a messenger RNA of Caenorhabditis bovis, 3261 nucleotides long. Lineage: Eukaryota; Metazoa; Nematoda; Chromadorea; Rhabditida; Rhabditidae. The record is from the annotation of a GenBank genome assembly.
AUGGAUUUUCAAACUGCUCUCAACAACCUAAAGAAGGAGAAAGAAAUUCCAGAAUCAUUGAUUUAUGAGAUUUGCUAUUUAUCGAAUGAUGAACUAACCAAUGAAUAUUACAAGUUCAAUGAAAGAAUAACCGCCCUUGGAUUUGAUUUUCUUGUAGUCGUCGAGGGACUUGUUAAAUCAAAAAAGAUUGAUAUUGAAAUCGGAGAGCGAUUCACACAGACGAUGCUCGAAAUCCAGGAAAAUAUGAUGGAAUGCGAGGAACAGUGCCGAUUGCUCGAUGUUCUUGUUGAGAAGCAUAACGAGAAAUAUGAGCAGUUUUUGGAAUUGCAGCGAAUCACCAAAAAGCAGAAAUUGGAAAAAUUGAAUGCUGAACGCGAGGCCAAAAAACAGGCGAAAUUAUUGGAAAUUGAGCGAAUCCAUAAGGAAAUGCGUCUAGCUCGCGCUAAAAGAGAAGCUUCGAGAAAAGCGAGCGAAUCGAUUGUUGAUUGCCCGUCGCCGAUUGAGAAUGACGAGGAGCAAACAUUGCUCAUUGAAGACGGCGAUCGGAAAAUGAGAAGACGUUCGAGAAGUAUCGGUGGAGCUGUUAAAAAGAUUGUGCCAUAUUAUUUGCCUUGUAUUCCCGAAGUUCGCGAACACUGGGUUUGGAAGUUAGACGAUGAAAUAAAAAAAGAAGUCGAAGAGCCUGAACCACAAGUUUUUGAAAAUCCGGUGAAAGUGGAGAUCAUGGAAGAAGAGGAAAUUGUGGAUGUCAAGCCGAACAUUUCAUUGAUACCCGAUGAGUUUGCGGAUUAUGAGGAAGCCUAUGAGCUAUUUCAGAAGAAGGAUGGCCCUCCGAAUCUCAUAGAUGAGAGAAUCAUGGGAACUUGCGCUCUCUGUGGCUGCGGCGUCAAUUAUAGCCGAGCGGUUUCACUAAAAGCCGAAGACAUUGAAGCGAAAAGGGUUUAUUUCAAUUUCGCAUGGGGCGAGCGAAUAGUGGAACGUGUGAAGGAGAUCGUCAAUCCGGUGAUAUGCUCGAAACAUUUUUGCAACGGCCAUUUGCCGUUGCUACUGAAGACGGAAGAACGAGACUUCUAUGAGUCAUUCAUCAACGAUCAUUUGUACAUGAGCAUGCAGACGGACGGAUUUUACAAUAGUCUGCUUGACAGAGUCAACGUUCGCUGCAGAAAAUGCCAAAGACUUGUCAGAAUCUGCUUCAUAAUUAAGCAUGCAAUCAAGCAUGCAGGUGUCUUGGAUAUACGCGCAGGACUCUGCGCAGCUCAUGAAAAUCACAUGAAAACGCCAUAUGUGCAUUUGGAAACUCUCGAGACUCUGAAAUCGUGUCGAGAUUGCUGCUAUAUGUACCAGAAAAAGACGAAGGAGCAAGAAGCGGCGUCGAUGCUUGAAUGCUUCCCGUUCUAUAAAACGACGGUUGUCGAGCCUUCUCAUGGAAACUUCGAAUUGUCUAUCAAAAAGCCUCCGUAUAAGAAAAUGAACCUGAAUAAGCUUCUGUUGGAGCACAGAUUUACCCUUAUGCCAACGAUUACUCUUGAGGAGCUUUAUGGCAUAGAAAUAUCAAAGCAAAACUUCAUCUUUUUUAAAGACGAGGUUGCUGACGAUGAUCAUCAGCCGACUUCCACUCUAAUGCCGUUCCCAAAAUUGAACAAAAAUCGCGCAAAAAAGCAGUCGUCGCAUUAUUCGCCGAAAGGUUCGGCGAAACGCAAAAGAGAUCCGAAAAUCGAUGAGCCGCCGAUGAAAAAAGAGCCCGUCGAAAUUGUUCGCGACUUGGAUUGGAUUUCGGAUGAAGAGCCUCUAAUUGAGGAUGAUGACGACGUCAACGAUGUCGAUUAUGUACCUCCUGAGGAAGACGAGGAGGACGAUGAUAUCGACGAGUACACUCCAGAGGUUUUAGAUAAAGAGGAGUUUUAUAUAAUGAGAAAAAGAACUGGGAAAGAAGAGACGGAGCUGCGCGAGAGGUUGACGCAAAAAUUCACAACAAAUCCACAUCCAACGGUAGCGGAAAUCAUUGAAAUUAGUAAGGCUGAAGAUUUCGACUAUACAACGAUCGUGAAUUUUUUCGAGAAGCUCCGAGAGAAUCGCGAUAUGAUUUGCGAGCCGGGAGAUCCUUGUAAUCGAAUUCAGGAAUAUCUCGAACAAGAUAGUAUUUAUCGGUGCCGAGCGAAAGAAAGCAUCGAAAAAGAUGUGAGUCCGGAGGUGAAGAAAAAGAUUUUCGAAAUGAGAGAUGAUCUUAAUUCAAUAUUUCCACGCAAAAAGACUGGAAUGUAUCAUGCGAUUGCCGACGCGCUUAACAUUGCGUCGAGCACCGUUCGCUAUAUUGUGUCGAGAUCGCGCGCGAAGCGGCGAAAAAGCGUCGAGCAUCGUCAGCACAUUCUCGACGAAUUCGCGAAAGCGCACGAAGGUGUUCAGCCGGCCGAGAUUCGAACAAUGCCGGUGGCAUUCCGAGCGCACAACUCGAUGUGCUAUUCGAGAUUGCCGAAAAAUGUUGUGGCGAAAUUGGAGAAGCUCGCCAAAGAGCUCAAUGUUAAAGGGGAGAAGGCGAUUAUAAGUUGGUUUGGACGACGAAGAAAAAAAGUUUAUUUGCACGAUGCGAAAAUUUCGGUUCGUUUCGAAUCGUCGGAUUUCGUCAGAAGUUGUGAAUUCCAGAAGGUCGAGCAGCGUCACACGUUUACACGUGAAGAAAAGGAGCGAUUGAUGGAAUUCUUCAAGAAAACGCCGUAUCCAACAAGCGACGGCUAUAAAAACAUUGCUAAAGAACUGAAAUUGACGGCGGGAAAUGUUUAUUCAUUCUUCGACACUCAACGUCAAAUUGUACGAAAGGAGAAAGAGGCGGCGGUUGUUGAGAAGGAGCUCGAGAAUUUGUCGGAUGAAGCGACGGCGAGACUCGUGCAGGUGUUCGAGACUGGCGUUCGCGUGAAAUGUCGAGAACGUGUGCAGUUGGCUUCGGAACUCAAAAUCUCGUACCAGGCUGUUGGAUUGUGGUUGGAUCGAAAAACCGAGGAGAAACGAACGAAAAAGGGUGAAUAUGGUGGAAAGUCGACGAGGAAACGAAGAAGGGAAGAAUCGGAAAGUGAGGAUGAAAGCGAUUGGAGCGACGAUGACGACGAUGAUGAUCAAGACGAAGUUUACAUUGAUGGAAACGGCGAUGUUCAAUUGAGAUGUCUGUCGUUGAUUGCUGAAAAUGCUCUGCAAAUGUUGAAGAACACCACCACCACCACCAAAAACACCAACACCAACAACAACGAUGAAGCUGUCGCGAAGCCAUAG